Podarcis muralis (Common wall lizard) is the source of this 1959-nucleotide messenger RNA. RefSeq names its product agouti related neuropeptide (gene AGRP). Gene Ontology annotation, molecular function: type 1 melanocortin receptor binding; neuropeptide hormone activity. Gene Ontology annotation, cellular component: extracellular region. The record is from RefSeq and is a predicted model, not a curated record. Gene Ontology annotation, biological process: neuropeptide signaling pathway; adult feeding behavior; hormone-mediated signaling pathway. NCBI's taxonomy places the organism in Eukaryota, Metazoa, Chordata, Lepidosauria, Squamata, Lacertidae.
CCAAGCUUAGUACAUAGCAGCUCCCCACCCCACUGAAGGGCCCUUCCUUCCGGUUCUCUCCCUCUAAAUAAGGGCAAGCAACUUUUGGGGGGCCUGAGGGACUACAAUGGUCUGCUGCCCCUCAGAGAGCCACAUCAUGUCGGGUGGUCAUGGCAAAUGGAUACCUGCCUACACACACUUGCUACACAUUCAGCACCCUCAUUCAUGAAGAUUGCUCUCUCGGUGCCCAGGCAGAGCACCAUCUGCUCUGAGCCACAACAGGUAACUUGGAACUGCUGCCUCAAGCCAGAGUGUGUCUCAUGGAGCUGCUCCAGGAGUAAAGCCUGACUCUUAGGGAGGUAUUACAACCAACACAUCCAUCUCCAGCACUCCAAGCACUCUGCCAGGAGAAAUAAGGCUGGUUUUGCUGAGUUGCUAUUUUAUUAUAGGUAUUGAUUUUUGGUGUGUGUGUGUGUGGUGAAGGCCUCAAACACACUCAUAAAUAAAUUUCCCCCUGAUCAGAGUUGAUGUGGAAUUUCUGCAGGUGUGGUGAUAGUUUCUUCUGUUCCAGGUGCCCAGGCUGCCAUUCUGCCAGGCCCACUGAGUCCUGCAGGACAGGCACCCUCAGGGCAGUUGCAAGAGAAGCCACCUGCGACCUUUGCCCACUUGUAGAUUUAAGCUUCCAGGCAUGGAUCCCGGCUCUGAAAGACACCCUGUCUGGCAGUUCGUGCUAAUAUCAUUUUCAUGAAGCAUGACCCAAAAUGGGUCAGAGGGGCCCUAGCCCAAACUAGGGCUCUCCUUGGCAUAAAGAACCACUGGGAUGAAUGGAGCAAAGGCCGAGGCAGGAAGGGCAGGCACAAGUGCCUCCUUCUGCAUUGCGGAAAAACUUUGAUUGGCACCUUUCCCCCUCCCCAUGGAAAGAGGGAGUUUGUGUUUGUCCCCUGACUCCCCCUUCCUCUCUCCUGUUUUCAGAAAAACAUGCUUUGUUGACCACUUUGUCAGGCACUUUUGUUGCUAUUUGGGGCUCAUCCUUUCCUGGAAUUGGCUGUACAGAACAGAGGAGAUUUCAUUUAGCCCCUUCACAUCAUGGGCAAAACAUACGCCUGAGGUUUCCCCUGCAGAUUAAAAAGCUUUCAAAGCAAUUGGGGUGGGGGCCGCAAAGGAAGCUGCUGCCUGCACUGUGACGCUAAUAACUUCCCAGAAUCCUCUUUGCCCUUUGGCUGGUUACUGGCUGAAAACAGUGGCUCGAAAACAGAACUGGCCCAGAGAUAUUUUGGUUCCUGAUAUAAAAAUCUAAAGGUCGGUCCUCCCCAGGCACACACCUCAUGAAGCAUGUUAUUGGCCUCCCAUUCAUUGCCAGUUUGACUUUUGUGUGCAGGAGAUGUUCGCAGGGCUGGAUAGAGCUGCCUCCUAUCUGAGCAACUCUGCCUCCCUUACGGGAGACCAUGUUGAGGAUCCUGCUGCUGUCCUUGGGACUCCUGCAAGAAAUCCCCACCACCCUGGCCUCUAACCCCAACCACAGCCGCCGUCUGGCCGAGCGGGGCCCCUCCAUGCUGGACGAAGAAGGCCGCUCCAGCUACCCAGGGCUUCUGCAGGUGAUCAAAGAGGGACCCCCAGAUUUUGAACACCUGGCUGCUCUGGAGAUGCCAAUUGCCCAAGAUGACCUUGUGCUAGAAGCAAACGCAAUGGAGCCACAGCAGAUGUUGCUGACGGCCCUGCAGACCCAGGGAAGGGAAGAGCGUUCCCCUCGAAGGUGUGUCCGCUUGCAGGAAUCUUGCCUUGGGCACAAGCUCCCCUGCUGUGAUCCAUGUGCCACCUGCUACUGCCGCUUCUUCAAUGCCAAUUGCUUUUGCAAGAAAUUUAGCAACACUUUCCCCUGUGGCAAGAACUAGCCUUCAUCAGGGUGCCACUCCCUUGUCUUAUGUUAAAAUGGGGUCCUGUUCUUUUUACCCAUUUUAAUAAAAAGGAGCGACAAAAACA